Molecule: messenger RNA, 408 nt
Organism: Trichomonas vaginalis G3
Lineage: Eukaryota; Parabasalia; Trichomonadida; Trichomonadidae
Exons: 1
Coding region: 1-408 (135 amino acids)
Source: RefSeq, a predicted model, not a curated record
AUGAAAAACAACCCUGACUUAGAGAAAGACUAUAUAUUUAAUAGUUUAGUCAAAAGAGACAAACAAGAAAGAAUGCCGGGCUUCAAACUUAAGAAAGGUGACAAAGUAAAAAUAGAAAUACCUAAACGCGACCCAUAUGAAAAUACUAUUGACUAUGACAACAAUGGGAACCCGACAGGUACUCACCUUCGUGUUCGUAAAAAUAGAAGAAAGUAUACAAGAGAAUAUUAUGAAGUUUUAGGCAAACAUGGCAAAAUGUACAGACUGCAAGCAGAAGAUAAAACUACUAUUGUCAGACCUCGUUUCAAACUUGUCAAAGUUCAAGGUGGUAUACUUUCAAAGACAGUUCCUAACCAAUAUAAGACAACUCCUGACGAAUAUGCUAAAGAAGUGGAACAUGACGACUAA